CACGCCGGUUCACACCACAUUCUACUGAGGAGAUCGCUUCAAAUAACCGAAACCAUCCCGACAUUGGCUCCAUCGAACCCCGAGUGACCCUGGAACUCGUCGAAAUUGAAGAAGGAAUCAAUGAGGGAGAAGUUCUCUAAAGCAUACUACGAAGACUCUAGACGAACUGUUAAGACUGAUAGUUUAUAUGGACAAGAAGAAGCACAUAAAGAAGCACCGUGUGUAGGAAAGCGAAAAACGGGUUAUUAAAAAAACGAGAAGACGUACGAUUGUCAAGGGGCAACAGGAUGCUGAGGAGACAGAGGUGAAGGCAAUUCGAGAUAAUGCUACUCGUAAGCAAGGUGCUACUACUGGACAAGUUGAAGAAGUUGAAAAUCAGACGGAGAAGGAUAGAGAGAUUGUGAUGAAUCGGGAGAGAAAUCUGAAGCGUGCCAACGAGGAAUGGGGAACAACUGAAGCCUCGAAGCGUCCAAGAUAUGAGGAUAGUCGUGGUGUUUUCCGAGGUGGAUUCAGAGGAAGAAGAGAAGAUCGUGGUGGCUUCCGUUGAAGUGACGACCGAGUAGGAUUCAGAGGACGUGACGGAGGUGGUGGCUUCCGUGGUGGGCAAGGUGGAGAUUGAGGCGGUUUCCGUGGUCGUCGUCAAUUCUAAUAUCAGUUGUUGUUUUGCAAUUUAUUGGUUUUCUGCGU
Caenorhabditis elegans is the source of this 687-nucleotide messenger RNA. NCBI's taxonomy places the organism in Eukaryota, Metazoa, Nematoda, Chromadorea, Rhabditida, Rhabditidae. The record is from the annotation of a RefSeq genome assembly.